Molecule: messenger RNA, 354 nt
Organism: Drosophila santomea
Lineage: Eukaryota; Metazoa; Arthropoda; Insecta; Diptera; Drosophilidae
Product: cuticle protein 16.5-like
Exons: 1
Coding region: 25-354 (109 amino acids)
Source: RefSeq, a predicted model, not a curated record
ACAAACCCAAACAACAAACUCAAUAUGAAGUUCCUCAUCUGCUUGACCCUCUGCAUUGCCGCCGCCCAGGCAGGACUCAUCGCAUCCCCAGUGGCCACCUAUGCCGCCACCUACUCCGCAGCUGCUCCCUUGGCCUACUCCACCUACUCCGCACCAGCCUACUCCACCUACUCCGCACCAGCCUACUCCACCUACGCCGCCGCCGCUGUUCCCGCCUACACAUCCUACUCCGCCUUAAGUGCUCCUGCUUACGCCGCUCCUGUGACCACAUAUGCCGCAGGAACCGCCUUUGCUGCUCCCAUCACCACCUACGCAGCUCCGGCUAUCGUCAGCUCCAUCCUGAAGAAGAAGUGA